AUGCGCUUCCCCCCGAGUAAUCUACUUUUGAAAGAGUAUCCCGUCUCACCUCGAUAUUAUCAGCCAUCAUCGGACUUUGGACGUCGACUCCAAUCUGUUAUCGUUGUCGUCGUCGUCGUCGUCCUUGUCUUUCAGUCCAACAUGGCGAAACCAUUAACGGAAGAGGACAUAGCCUAUAUGUUGGAGCAUAAGGAUGACAGUCUUGUAGCCAACAUAUAUGCAUGCUGCAUAGUAACUGGAGUCGCUUCCGUUUUUGUCCUACUUCUUCGAUUCUGGGCGCGCUAUGUAGCACACGGCCACAUAGCGUUAAAAACAAGCGACUGGUUAAUGACGAUAGCCUGGAUCGCUUAUAUCGGUGCUCUUGUCAGCUUCUCGCUAGGGGCAGUGUACGGACUAGGGAAACAUAUCCUCUUCAUUACGGAUGCGAGGAAACUCCGUAUUUGGGGCAUCAUCCUCGAAGUCUUCUACUACGUCUGCAUAGGCUUCAUAAAAUUCAGCAUUCUAAGCUUCUACGGCUCAAUUUUCUCUUCCAGGCGAUUCCAAAUUUCUCUUUGGUUAGUGUCUGCAUUCGUCGCUGCCUGGUGCAUCUCGGCAACCGUCGUAUCGAUAUUCCAGUGUACUCCGAUCGAAUUUUCUUGGGAUACGUCUAUUGAAGGCGGAUUUUGCAUCAACUAUGGGGUGCUGGUUCUUGUCGCUGGUGUGAUCAACGUUAUAACGGACUUCGUCAUCCUUGCUCUACCUAUUCCUAUGAUCUUGCGAUUACAAGUCACGAAGAACAAGAGGAUCCAGCUGGUUUUCAUUUUCGCCACGGGCAGCAGUGCUUGCAUCGUCAGCGUGGUCAGGUUGGCAUAUAGUCUGGUCGUGAGUUCGACAGCAGAUGUAAGCUGGGAUAACGUCCGUCCAGGAUUCGUAUCUGCUGCCGAGCUCCUCGUUGGUAUCCUCGCAGCUUCGAUUCCAACAUAUGGACCACUUUUCCGGCGGUACAUUGCAAGUUCUACAGUGAGAAGUUCGCUGCCAUACGGCCGAACAAAAGGCGGGCAGGUAUCAUCACAACUUCAUAGCGCCAGCAUAUCGGUUUCUGGGGGCGGUGCGAUCCAUGGACCUGGGGUCCACAUAACCGACGAAGUCGAACUUACCCGACAUGAGCUUAGAAACGGGGCUUGGGUUCGAAUAGACGACUGA
This is a messenger RNA of Daldinia caldariorum, 1182 nucleotides long. RefSeq lists its product as uncharacterized. The transcript is spliced from 5 exons. Bases 1 to 1182 code for a protein of 393 amino acids. The record is from RefSeq and is a predicted model, not a curated record. Lineage: Eukaryota; Fungi; Ascomycota; Sordariomycetes; Xylariales; Hypoxylaceae.